UGCAACGGUUUGCAACACAUAUAGACAAAGAUGGAUGUCGCGUGUGAUGCUUGCUUAUAUGAUAGAUACAGUUGGCCAUCAGGCAUCUUUGACGUCAGAACUAGUGGUGCCAAUCACGGGGCUUCCAGAGUAGGCAAUUCUCUACAGAUGCGGAAAGGGGGCUCAGUCGCCAACCAAACUGUUGCGAUCACGUUUCUUACAGAUCGCUGACUUCCUGCAUGCAUAAUUCAGAGCAACCACUGAGUCUGGCCCUGGACAGUAGGCGAGUCUUAAAUCUACCUAAAUUCAGGGACAGUGGAUACUCCAGAAGAUAUCAAGAAGCCGAAGUCUCAAGAGCCAAUGAAACUAAUUGUAAAAGACACUUACUACUCAUCCGAGAAGACGAGAUGGGGACUGACGAUAACAUCACCGAGCCGCGGACGGUAGCUGCCAGACCUCGACCCACGGUUUCGCCGCUCCGAGCUCUCCCCGCCUGCCCCGCGCCUGUUUAACCGGCAACGAACCUCGUCUUUCCACAGCGUCUGCUGCAAAACAA
This is a messenger RNA of Aspergillus neoniger CBS 115656, 535 nucleotides long. RefSeq lists its product as uncharacterized. The record is from RefSeq and is a predicted model, not a curated record. Bases 219 to 491 code for a protein of 90 amino acids. The transcript has a single exon. Lineage: Eukaryota; Fungi; Ascomycota; Eurotiomycetes; Eurotiales; Aspergillaceae.